Molecule: messenger RNA, 3589 nt
Organism: Dermacentor silvarum
Lineage: Eukaryota; Metazoa; Arthropoda; Arachnida; Ixodida; Ixodidae
Product: protein argonaute-2-like
Exons: 3
Coding region: 104-2926 (940 amino acids)
Molecular function (GO): protein binding; RNA binding
Source: RefSeq, a predicted model, not a curated record
GGUGUCCUGCUAAGCAAGUGCCGCUGUUUGAGCAGUGAAAGCGCCAGCGCUUCGACGAGCGCGCAGGUUGACUCCGGGCCCACGGUCCCCUUUCCGGUGAGCAAUGCAGGCAGAAGGAUUUCGAGGCCGAGGAAGAGGCCGCGGUAGAGGCAGAGGUGGUGGAAACCGGGGCAGAGGCCAAUCACAGAGCAACAGGCCACAGCCACAGGAAACAGCAGAUCUGUCACACACACCACCCCUUGCAAAGUAUCCAACGCCUGAUACACCACCGCCUACUCCACCUGACAUGCCCAGAUCUAGUGGAAACCGACCACCAGAAAGGUGUAGCGAUGGAAGCACUACUACAUCCGCUCUGGAACUAGCUGGCCUGCGUGUUCAGCUGCCUGCUGUCAGCACUCAAUUCCCCCGUCGUCCUGAUUACGGGAUGGUUGGACGUCGCAUUGAUAUAGUUGCAAAUCAUUUUGAAGUAGUGCUACCCACAGGGAACAUGUACCACUACGACGUAGACAUAGGCGUUCGCAAACAAGGGGGGAGUGUGCAGUCUGUGAUAUCAAAGGAUUGCAAGCGUCGUGUCUUUAUGCUUCUUGUGAAGCAACAUGCCAAGCAUUUAAAAGGCAACUUGCCUGCAUUUGAUGGCCAGAAAAACAUGUAUACUAGAAGUGCCCUUGGCUUUGAAAGGCAAACAUUCACUGUCAUUAUGGAAGAAGAAGGUCGCUCAAAACCAGACGAGUUUGUGGUGAAGAUACAGUUUGCAGCACAGCUAGAUCUCAGUCUUAUGCAACAGCUUUACAAUGGUCAAUCGAAGACGCCAGAAGUGCCAAAAGCUGUAGUGCAGGCUUUGGAAAUUAUCCUCCGGUAUGGUCCAUCUACCCUUCUUGCAGUUGUGGGCAGGUCUCUCUUCAGGCAACCUGUAGCCAAUGCAUCUCUUGGUGGUGGCCUUGAGCUGUGGCAUGGCUUCCAGACUAGCCUGCGACCUGGACAAUGGAAACCUUUUGUGAAUGUUAACACAAUGGUAACUGCAUUUUUUGAGCCAGGGCCCCUAGUGGAUCUUAUGGGCAAGAUAUUAGGUGACCGGAGAGGUGACUUGGACAUAAAGCAAGUUGUCAAACUGCAGGAUGUCCAGAUCCUCCAGCUGAACAAGAAGCUGAAAAGGUUGAAAGUGCACGUGACCCACUUGCCUUAUCGCCGCAAGUAUGUCAUUGAAAAGUUGACUGCUGCUCCAGCGAGCCGGCUCACUUUUGGUGAUCCUCCCAUGACAGUUGCUCAGUACUUUGCUCAGAAGUAUAGGCCACUGCGGUAUCCAAACCUUCCAUGUAUUGAAGUUGGUUCCAAGAAAAACUACAUUCCCGUGGAGGUUUGCGAGGUCAUUCCCGGCCAACAUUGCAAACGCAAGCUGGACGAGAACCAAACCAGCAUGGUCGUUAGAAAGGCAGCUGUGCCUCCAUCUGAGAGGUUUCGAAACAUUGAAGAGGAUGUCAAAAGCUGCAUUGCUGCAAACAAGCCUUACUUGGAUCACUUUGGCAUCCGCAUGAGUGCGAAGCCGGUGGCGCUUUCAGCCAGAGUGCUGCCCGCACCUGACGUAGUGUACAAAAAUGAACAGCUGGCUCAUCCUGCCAAUGGCGCAUGGGAGCUCCAGAACAAGCAGUUCAUCCAAGCUGCCAGUAUGACUGUCUGGACUAUAGUGACCACUUGCAACCCUCGUUUCUGUCCUGAAGAUGCGAUUGACAAUUUUGUGUCCAUGAUGAGGCAACAUGGCACCGAUCUAGGUAUGACUGUAAAACCACCAGCUAAGAUCACAUAUUGCAAGCCCAGUGCCGAUCCUAAAUGGGUGCUCUGCGAACAGAAAAAACAAUUUCCAGACCUUCAGAUUGUUUUCGUUAUCCUCGCUGGCAAUGGCAGAAAUUCUCCAUUUUACAGUCCGCUGAAAAAUGUUGCAGAAACUGAACUUGGCAUUGUGACACAGUGUGUUACAGACCAAAGUAUCACAAAAAGAUGCAACCGUGCAACAGUUCUCAACAUCCUUCAGAAGGUUAACGCAAAGUUGGGUGGCAUCAACAACACGAUUCCACAAGAAGUAAAGACCAUAGUUUUCAACCGCCCAGUCAUUAUAAUGGGCGCUGAUGUGACUCACCCGGCACCGACAGAAAUGAACAAGCCUUCCAUUGCAGCUGUUGUCGCAAGUGUGGACCGUUAUGCAUUCCGCUACAUUGCCACUUUUCGCAUCCAGAAGCAGAACACGGUAGCAAAAGCACGCAUUGAAAUCAUUGAAGACAUGAAAAACAUUGCAAAGGACCUUCUUAUGAGCUUCUACCAAAUAAACAACAAAGUGAAACCUGAGAAGAUCAUCUUCUAUCGAGAUGGAGUCAGUGAGGGGCAGUUCAGCCAAGUCCAGCGGUAUGAACUUGCUGCCUUGCGAGAAGCGUGCACAGCACUGGAGUCCAGCUAUCAGCCUGGCAUCACCUUUCUCACUGUGCAGAAAAGACACCAGACUCGCUUCAUGCCAAGGAACAGGAAUGAUGGCAGCGGAAAGCAUGGUAAUGUGCCUCCAGGCACUGUCGUUGACACGGUUGUCACCCACCCUGUCGACUUUGACUUCUUUCUUUGCUCACACUUUGGUAUCCAAGGCACCAGCCGCCCUGCCCACUACUAUGUGCUCUGGGAUGACAAUGAUUUCAAAGCGGACACGCUUCAGAAGCUCACGUAUGGUCUCUGUCACACGUAUGCCCGUUGCUCUCGAUCAGUGUCCAUUCCCACGCCAGUCUACUACGCCCACCAUGCCACAAAGCGGGCGAAGUGCUAUGUAGACGCUCGCACUGACUCUUCCGAUUCUGGGAGCAGCUCUAGUGGUUCCAUGCUACCGACUUCCAUCCUCGAUGAUGCUGUUAAGAUAGCAAAGCUGAUGGAGAGGAAAAUGUUUUUUAUCUGAGGCUGGGUAUGUCAUACUGUGGCCCACUUCUCUCAUAUGAGACUACUUUGGUGCAGUGGCAUCGCCAGGAAUGUUUGGGUUAGCUGCUGCGAUUGGCCUGUAUGAGUGGGUAUUUAUUGCAAUGUUCCUGUGCAUUUAACCUGUACCUGUAAUCUGUACUAGCUGGUUACUUGUUCUGGGAAGCAAUUCUUGUGUUCAAAAGUAUGAAAAUGUGAAGUUAGCACGCUUCAAAAAUUCUGCGAUGUUUUUAUUGUGCUACUGCUGCUUUGCACAGUCCAUCAUUGUGAUCCUGUUGUUUAUCUGAACGCCUGUUUUUCCUGAUGAUGUUCCUAUCAUGCAUAAUUUAACUACUUGUGAUGCGUAAUUUAACUAUUUUUAACCACUGAUGAAAUUUUUAAUUCCACCGGAAAUCGUAUGGACUAUUUGAUUUGGUAUUGAAUUUGAUUUCACAGCAUAGAUGUGUUUAGUGGUAUGGUGACCAAUACUUACUGGCAUGUUUUGUUGUUGGCUUCACAUCAAUUCAAUUGUCAGUUGAAGUUGUGAGUUCUAGUUUUUGCUCUUGGAUUUUAUUGCUGCAUCCACUAAGCUCUUUUUUUUUUUUGGAUCGUGAUACUAAUGCAAUGUACGUGCACAGAGUGCAAUAAAUUUUCAUUAUAGGAACAA